UAAAAUCGCACCGGCUAGUGGCCACUGACAGUUGCGUCAUUCGCCAUUCGGCAUUCAGUAAAGUGUUGUGUUAUCGCAGGACGUUACUAAGUUGCCGCGCUUACGCAGUACGCGUAUAAAUUAUUAAAUGAGAAAUACAUGAAAUAACUGUCGUAUUUAGUGUUGCUAACAUUGUUUUUUAAGCAAAAUGUGGAAAUUAUUCAUAGUCGCGGUUAGUUUAUUGAACAUAUACGGAGAAUGUAGAUAUGGAAUAAAUUAUCAAAAUCAAGACUUCUCCAAUGAAAUCUCAACUCGCCGUCCCCACCACAGAGAGCACAAGGCAGGGCCCCCCGACCACACCAAGCUGGUUGCUAUGGCCAGAUACGUACUUCAUAAUUGCAAUUGGGCUUCGAUUGCAUCUAUAUCCGUGCUGCCAGCUAUAGAAGGUUUCCCCUUCUCUAAUGUUAAAUCUGUUGUCGAUGGCUCGCUCGCAAACUCCACUGGAGUCCCGUAUUUCUAUAUGUCACCUCUGGACUUCACAGCUCGUGAUUUAGCGAAAAAUACGCGCGCAACUGUUUUGGUGUCAUUGGAGGAAACAAGAUUCUGUGAGAACCAAAAAUACGACCCGGAAGAUCCAAGGUGCACCCGUCUUAUGCUCUCGGGAAAAAUGAAGAAGGUCAAAGAAGGCACAUCCGAGUUUAAGUUCGCGAAGGCCGCUUUGUUUGAAAGACAUCCGGCGAUGGCAACAUGGCCGACCGAUCACGACUGGUUCAUCACCAAAAUGAAGAUUGCCCAAAUUGCAAUGGUGGAUUGGUUCGGCGGCGCGAAAUAUGUGUCCGUUAAAGAUUACCUCGCUUAUAACUACACGGGAACCGAAAUGCUUGAUAAUUUCAGCCACCGAAGGCUCUAAAUACUAUAUGCAGUAUAUUAUUCAAAAUGUAUAAUAUGAUACACACAAAUAUACAAC
Messenger RNA from Zerene cesonia (dogface butterfly), 946 nucleotides. It is a transcript of the gene CREG, whose product is annotated as protein CREG1. Lineage: Eukaryota; Metazoa; Arthropoda; Insecta; Lepidoptera; Pieridae. The record is from RefSeq and is a predicted model, not a curated record. Bases 188 to 889 code for a protein of 233 amino acids. The transcript is spliced from 6 exons.